AUGGAGGAAAUCGAUGGCAAAAUGAACUGGAAUAAACUGAUGAUGAUGAUGAUGGAAAAACUCACGGUGUCGAGAUUGCAGCUUCGAGAAAAAUUGGAGCUCGACCAAAUUAUUUUGUGCAACUUUCCUUCGACCUUUACUCCAGUAGCACUUAAUUUCAACGGAAAUCUUCUGCGACGCGGCACGAUUUACUUCAACAGGAAAGAUCAAUGUUUAGAAAUCAGUGAUUUGCAAAUCCCUCUGGACACCAGCGAUUUUGAACUGGCAUUCGUCCGAGACCUGAAAGCUGCUAGUUCUGUUGAGUGCCCUGUUUCAUAUUUGAAUCGAAAUGACGCUGGGCAAAUAGAGCAAGCGGCCUGUCUGGCUCCCUGCGUGUGGGAAAAUAAUUUCUGCUCGCUGCCAUCGCUGGAGGAAUAUGGCUACACCGUCAACGGACCUCAAGAGCAAACAGAAUUUGGUUUCAGGGUGCCACUGGCCAAACUGGGAUCUUCAAUUUACGGGCAAAGCGUGCAAAACGUUGCCGUCGAGAUUUUCCAGUACACCGACCAACUGCUCAGAGUUAAAAUAUAUGACCCGAAUGUCGACCGCUAUGAAGUUCCCAUUCCGCUGAAUCUUCUCUCCGUGCCGCUCUCUGAUCCGCUUUACGAGGUAUCCGUUCCUACGCAGGUUGGCGACGCUUUUUCGGUGCAAAUCACCCGCCGCUCAACGGGAAGCGUUUUGUUCGACACUUCCCUCGCGGGCAUCACUUUCGAGGAUAAAUUGCUCACUCUGGCCUCACGCCUGCCUUCGAGAAAUUUAUACGGUCUCGGCGAAAACCAGCACUCGACUUUUAGGCGCCUCUUCGACGACACCACCUGGCCGAUUUUCUCGCGCGACGAGCAGCCAAAUACAAGCAAAGUAGCAAACUUGUAUGGUGUUCACCCACAUUAUGUCGUUAUUGAAGGUGAUGGCAGCGCUCACGGAGUUCUCUUGUACAACAGCAAUGCAAUGGAAUACCAACUGCAGUCCGCAGCCCCAGCCAUUAACUGGCGAACAAUCGGCGGAGUUCUCGACUUCUACAUCAUGCUCGGUCCCCACCCUGAGGAUGUUACCAAGCAGUACCUGAGUCUGGUAGGAAGUCCAUUUUUGCCCCCGUACUGGGGCCUUGGCUUCCAGCUCUCCCGCUGGGGCUACAACGAUCUGGACACAUUGAAGGCUGCUAUAAACCGCACUCUCUCGUGCGAUUUUCCCCUGGACGUGUUUUAUGGAGACAUUGACACGAUGGACCAGAACGCCGACUUCACUUACGACCCUGUGAAUUUCGCCGGAUUCCCUGAGUACAUCAAUGAACUGAAGGCGCUCGGCAUUCGCUACGUGCCGAUCGUCGACCCCGCCAUCCCUGACCGCCAAGGGUACGGGCCAUACGCACGCGGCAAGACUGCCGACGCUUUCAUCAAACUGGCCAACGGCUCCACUCUCAUGGGAAACGUGUGGCCACCCGAGCCGGUCAGCUUCCCUGACUUCUUCAAACCGGAAACGCAGCUUUGGUGGGCUGACGAGAUCGUACGAUACUACGAAACGAUCAAAUUUGACGGACUCUGGAUUGACAUGAACGAGCCUGCAAACUUUGAGACAAACCAACCCAACUUCCUCAAUUGCGAGGCAAACGAAUGGGACGACCCUCCAUACUUGCCAAAGGCAGCUUGGAUCAACCCAGGGAAGAGAAUGAGCGACAAAACCGUGUGCAUGACGGCAACCCAGAGCGGCUACAGACAAUAUGACGUGCACUCUUUGUAUGGGUGGUCGGAGACAUCUCCCACGCUUAAUGCAAUGCAGCAGGCGACUGGAAAACGCGGACUGGUGUUCACACGGUCUAGUUUCGUUGGCAGCGGAGCUCUCGGCGGUCACUGGACCGGAGACAACAUUGCGGCAUGGGACCAUCUGCAGUCGUCCAUUAUCGGACUCCUGGACUUCAAUAUGUUUGGAAUUCCUUAUGUUGGUUCCGACAUUUGCGGAUUUUCCUUAGACACCGAAGAAGAACUUUGUGAACGCUGGCAACUACUUGGAGCUUACUAUCCAUUCUCACGAAACCACAACAGCAUUGGUGCCAUUCCACAAGACCCUUGCAUUUGGCCAGACACCGUGGGUGCUUCUGGCAGGAAAGCUAUGCAGACGCGUUACAACCUGGUGCCCUAUCUUUACACGCUCUUCUACAGGGUAAACACCGGCAUAGACGGCACUGUCGUCAGGUCGUUGGCAUGGGAAUUUCCGGCGGAUCCCUACACCUGGGACAUUAAUCAGCAGUUCCUGUGGGGCAGUUCAUUCAUGGUUAGCCCUGCGACCUCUCCAGGGCAGCUCAAGACGGUCGUGUACUUCCCUCAGGGAAUUUGGUACGACUGGCACUUGGGGAACGUCGAGGUUGACUUGUCAGUUGCUGGCACUUUUAAAGAACUUGAUACCCCGCACGACUACAUUCCUUUACACGUCCGCGGAGAAAGCAUUAUUUGCACACAGGAAAUAGCAUCAACUCUGACUGAAUCACGAAAUUAUCCGUUUGGACUGACGAUUGCUAUUGAUGCCGAUGGAACAGCCGCGGGAGAUCUCUUCUGGGAUGACGGAGAAUCAAUAAACACAGUCAAUCUCGGCCAGUAUCACUACAGCACUUUCAGCUAUCAAGAGGUGGCUAUUAAAUACGACGCCUUGACGCAAACAAUUGUCAAUGAUUAUCAAGCACUGACUGGCCCACUGGUGAUAAACACUCUAACAAUUCUGGGCAACAAAGGGAGAGUUCCUAUUUCUAUUGCGGGCGACAUCAAUCCUGCUUAUUCUAUUGAUUACAUUCAAGAAAACGACAAGAUUGUUAUUUCAGACGCUGCGAUUCCGCUGAAUUCCAACUUUAGCCUUACUUUUAUUUACCUCUGAGCUGACUUGAAAAAUCACUAAUAAAUAUUAUGGAAUAAAUUAGUUUCCCUGCCUGCAACUUACUAUGAUUUUUUGAAUCCUGUAUAAGGUUCAAGUUUUUGUAGCAAAAAAAAUAAUUGAUUUAAGAAAUUGU
Cloeon dipterum is the source of this 3034-nucleotide messenger RNA. RefSeq names its product maltase-glucoamylase-like. Lineage: Eukaryota; Metazoa; Arthropoda; Insecta; Ephemeroptera; Baetidae. Gene Ontology annotation, biological process: carbohydrate metabolic process. The transcript is spliced from 18 exons. Gene Ontology annotation, molecular function: carbohydrate binding; alpha-1,4-glucosidase activity. The record is from RefSeq and is a predicted model, not a curated record. Bases 1 to 2901 code for a protein of 966 amino acids.